This is a messenger RNA of Eubalaena glacialis (North Atlantic right whale), 1082 nucleotides long. Its product is annotated as protein SET-like. The record is from RefSeq and is a predicted model, not a curated record. Gene Ontology annotation, biological process: nucleosome assembly. NCBI's taxonomy places the organism in Eukaryota, Metazoa, Chordata, Mammalia, Artiodactyla, Balaenidae. Gene Ontology annotation, molecular function: chromatin binding; histone binding. The transcript has a single exon. Gene Ontology annotation, cellular component: nucleus; chromatin. The coding region runs from base 45 to 923 and encodes 292 amino acids.
UACGAGCUUCUUCCCUUGGGUGGAUUCUUGGCUUUUCUCCCAGCAUGGCCCCCAAACACCAGUCUUCACUUCCACCCCAAGCAAAGAAACCGAAGAAACCGAGACGGACUCCUGCCUCCAGGCCAGAGGAAACGUCUGCUUCUCCGAACUUGCCGAAGGAAGAAAAAGAACAGCAAGAAGCAAUUGAACAUAUUGAUGAAGUACAAAAUGAAAUAGACAGACUUAACGAACAAGCCAGUGAGGAGAUUUUGAAAGUAGAACAGAAAUAUAACAAACUCCGCCAACCAUUUUUUCAGAAGAGGUCGGAAUUGAUCACCAAAAUCCCAAAUUUUUGGGUAACAACAUUUGUUAACCAUCCACAAGUGUCUGCACUGCUUGGGGAGGAGGAUGAAGAGGAGCUGCAUUAUUUGACAAGAGUCGAAGUGACAGAAUUUGAAGAUAUUAAAUCAGGUUACAGAAUAGAUUUUUAUUUUGAUGAAAACCCUUACUUUGAAAAUAAAGUUCUCUCCAAAGAAUUUCAUCUGAAUGAGAGUGGUGAUCCAUCUUCAAAGUCCACUGAAAUCAAAUGGAAAUCCGGAAAGGAUUUGACAAAACGUUCAAGUCAAACGCAGAAUAAAGCCAGCAGGAAAAGACAGCAUGAGGAACCAGAAAGCUUCUUCACCUGGUUUACUGAUCAUUCUGAUGCAGGUGCAGAUGUGUUAGGAGAGGUCAUCAAAGAUGAUAUUUGGCCAAAUCCAUUACAGUACUACUUGGUUCCGGACAUGGAUGAUGAGGAAGGGGAAGGAGAAGAAGAUGAUGAUGAUGAUGAAGAGGAAGAAGGAUUGGAAGAUAUUGAUGAAGAAGGGGAUGAGGAUGAAGGUGAAGAAGAUGAAGAGGAUUAUGAGGGGGAGGAAGGAGAGGAAGAUGAAGGAGAAGAUGACUAAUGGAACACUGAUGGAUUCCAACCUUCCUUUUUUAAUUUUCUCCAGUCCCUGGGAGCAAGUUGCAGUCUUUUUUUUUUUUUUUUUCUCCUUCUCCUCUUGUGCUCAGUUGCCCUGUUUUUGAGGUCUCUUUUCUCCUUUAUACCAUGGAUCACAACUUGU